CUUGAACAAUCCAGAAUGAAGUGCUCCUCCAACGCUGUGAACAAAAUGGAAGCUGGCAGCCUGAGAUCUGCAGGGAAGAAAAGCCGCACAAAGGCCAAGAACUACUCCAGAUUCAUCUACAAGGUUUUAAAACAGGGACCUCAGGGGCGGGACAUCUGUUUGGCCAAAGAAUCUGAGCUAAUGGUGUCCAUAGCAUCUGAAGCUGCCAGGCUGUCCAUAUAUAACCACAGGAGAACCAUCACCAGACGGGAGGUAGAGAAGGCUGUGAAGAACAUUGUGUCCUUAGGACCUUCCACCCGUCCCCUCCCUGGAUCUGCUGCCACAGACUGAAGCUUUUGUCAUUAUUUUAUUUAUUUUGCUAAUAAAAAUGUAUUUUAAAGG
Messenger RNA from Bufo gargarizans (Asiatic toad), 381 nucleotides. Its product is annotated as histone H2B-like. Gene Ontology annotation, molecular function: protein heterodimerization activity. The coding region runs from base 16 to 330 and encodes 104 amino acids. The record is from RefSeq and is a predicted model, not a curated record. NCBI's taxonomy places the organism in Eukaryota, Metazoa, Chordata, Amphibia, Anura, Bufonidae. The transcript is spliced from 2 exons.